AUGACAGAAGCUUGGAAGUCGGUGCCGAAGAAGUUCUGUGAAGUGUGCAAAUGCUGGUUCUACGAUAACAAGGUCAGUGUGCAACAUCAUGAGCAGGGCAAUCGGCACAAAGCAAACGUGCAGAAGAAGUUACGUGAGCUUGGCAAAAAGGGUCGGGAACAAGCCAAAGAAGGCCGAGAACGACGGAUGAUUUUGGCCAAAAUGGAAACGGAAGCCACAAGAUCGUAUAAAAAAGAUCUGAAAAAGCAGCAGCAACAGCAGAAUUUGUCAUCCCGUGACAUGAACUUCAGCCUGGCCGGAGAGCUUGGUAUGCAAAAUAAUCUGUUAUCUUGUGUUAAUUUAAACCACUGCAAUGUGUGCGAUGUAGUGGUCUCUUUUAUAUAUGCAAGUCUUUAAGU
Messenger RNA from Soboliphyme baturini, 398 nucleotides. The record is from the annotation of a GenBank genome assembly. Lineage: Eukaryota; Metazoa; Nematoda; Enoplea; Dioctophymatida; Soboliphymatidae.